Molecule: messenger RNA, 1410 nt
Organism: Cylindrotheca closterium
Lineage: Eukaryota; Bacillariophyta; Bacillariophyceae; Bacillariales; Bacillariaceae
Source: the annotation of a GenBank genome assembly
AUGCAACAGUGGGGCUCCUUUGUCAACAACCCAGUUGCCGAGUCUUCAAGUUUUGACAAUUCUAAAGGAUUUUUGUUGAAGCAACGAGGACGUCACAACCAUCAGGCAACCAUGUCGAACGAAGACAAGCAAAAGAUACAAGAGGUCGAUGCACUCUUAUCUGAGGCAAUGGAUGCUCUAACGUUUGAAGAAAGGCAAUACCAGCAAGAAAUACUUCACGGGGUCGGCGAGGAUAUAGCUGAGGAAGCCACCUUCAUUAAUCGAGAACUGAAUGAUCUUGAUGAACAUCUGAGGCGUAUCAAGCAUGGCAGCAUGUAUGAGGUCGCAGAAAAGCUUGAUGCCAUGUAUGUACAAGCAAGAGACUUUCGACUCAUGUUUCUACGUGCCAAUCGAUACGAUGCUAAAGCAUCAGCAAACCAUAUGUUAAGAUUCUUCGAAACAAAGCAAGACCUCUUUGGAACUGACAAAUUGGCCAAAGACAUCACAAUUGACGACCUCGACGAGGACGACCGAGUAGCGCUAAGGAUGGGUUCUUUUCAGAUGGCAGGAAGAGACACAUCGAACCGACAAAUCGCUGUCCACAUACCAGGUGUAGGACAGUUCAAGAACCUACAGAAUGAACUGCGAGUAAGAUUCUAUACCACCAUGCAAGCCUUGGAAUCCGAACAAACUCAGUUGAACGGCAUCGUUUACAUUUUGUAUUCUGUUGGUGAUUUCAAAGAUGGAAGCAAUGAACUUGGAUUCAUGGAGCACAUUAGGUUUGCACUCUCAGUACCUCAAUACAAUGCAGCAAUCCAUAUCUGUUUCGAUGAUCCAAGUCCGUGCACCAUCAUCAAGGGCGGACUUGCUGUUUUGGAUGCAAGGCUACGGGCUCGUGUCAGGGUACAUUUUGGCAGUCAUGUAGAGUCCUUCCAUAGUUUGUCCACGUACGGAAUCCCGAAAGAAAUGCUCCCAUUCACGCCAUCCUAUGAGCUAAACAUGGACCACCAUUCUAAUUGGGUGGAAUCUUCCCUUCAUAGCGGAAACAAAAAAAUCGAUACAGCCCCUGAACCAGAUGCAGUCACAGAAACAACGCCCCAUGAUGUCUUAUACAGGGGUGGUAUCAAGAGUAGCAAUCGUGGCAAUAACCAUUUGAGGAGUCUAGUUGCAGAAUGGUCGCAAACGUAUAACUCUGGGACAAAUGAUACCAAGCGAUGUGUAGUGUAUGAGAUAGCCGAUGAAAUUCACCGUGUCGGAGGUCGCUUUCUGAGCAAAGCCAAUGGAGAUUCACCAUGGGAAGCAGUUCCGAUGGAUGAAGUACGCUUGAAGAUCACACAAAUGUUUCGGAAUUAUCGCCGUAGAGCAAAAGGUACUCGAAGGAAAAAGAGCCCACCGCAUCAUGGGUUGGAGGAUAGUAUAUUUGAGAGAUAG